AUGUUUGUUUUUCUAUUCUUAAUUGAGUUAUCUUGCCAGCUAAUUUUGGAAGAUUGUGGUAGUAUGCAGCCAGGUCUAGUAUUAACUGUGUAUUACAAACCAACAUGCCUUAGUUAUCAAAAAUAUGAACCAGUGGUGACUGAUUUAGCAAAUAGUGUUGCCGCUAAAGGAGUUCCAAUUACGAUACAAAAGGUCAAUUGUGAUAUUUGUGACUGUAACAGUAUGAAUGUCUUUGAAGCUCCUACAACGAUUCUAAGAGAUAAUGGCGCCGAAGUUGCCAGACAAAGGGGAUUUAUGAAUUGUAAAACUAUCAACUCAUUUUUAUCAAAAAAUCUAUGCAAUGUAAAUAGCGAAUUAAUACCGAAAAAUCAAAACAAUACUAAUGUAUAUGGAUGGAGAACUUAUAAUAUUGAACAGCCUUUACCAGCUAUACCAGAAAUACCAACCAAUGUUAUUCCAAUAUGUGAGUUACCAAAGUGUCAAUCAGCUUGCUCAUUAGCUUUAACUUCAGGUACAUGUAAUUAA
Vairimorpha ceranae is the source of this 525-nucleotide messenger RNA. Its product is annotated as protein disulfide isomerase. Lineage: Eukaryota; Fungi; Microsporidia; Nosematidae. The transcript has a single exon. The record is from RefSeq and is a predicted model, not a curated record. The coding region runs from base 1 to 525 and encodes 174 amino acids.